GCGAGUGGGGGCUGCGGGUGGGGGGAAGAGGGGUCCCAGCAGGUGGGGAGGGGGAGGUGCCUCUCCCCUGCUCCCAGCCGGCGCGAGGCAAAGGCGAGGCUGGCCCAGCCACAUCUGCGCGGACAGGAGCUGCCGGCCGGGUCGCCCGCCCCGCACGCUGCCGGCCGCCCCCCACCGGCGCGCACACGCCCAGCCGGUUGGCUCGCAGACACGCGCUCGCUCUGCCUCCCCGGCCGGCCCCCCACGCCGCCGCCCGCCGCCGCCCCCGACUCCCCAAGGGUCCCGACUCCGGAAAGUGAGCCUCGGUUCGCCCCCCGGCCUGGCAGCCCGGUCCGACCUCCUGCGCGCCCCAUGCCGUCCCUCCUGCUGCUCGGGACCCUCCUGCUCCUGGCCUCGACCGCCCGCCAGGCCGGGGCGCGCCCGUCCAACACCACAAGCGCCGAGCCCCCGGGCCCGCUGCCCGCCCUGCUGGCGCACCUGCGGCGCCUGACCGGGGCGCUGACGGGCGGCGGGGGCGCUGCGGGCCCGGGCGCCAACGGCACCAGGACCAGCACGGCGAGCGGGACCGGCGCGGCGGCGCGGGCGCCCCCUCCGGCCGAGCUCUGCCACGGCUACUACGAUGUCAUGGGACAGUACGACGCCACCUUCAACUGCAGCACCGGCUCCUACCGCUUCUGCUGCGGCACCUGCCAUUACCGCUUCUGCUGCGAGCACCGCCACAUGCGCCUGGCACAGGCGUCCUGCUCCAACUACGACACGCCGCGCUGGGCCACCACGCCGCCGCCGCUGGCCGGGGGCGUCGGGGGUGCCGGGGGUGCGGGCGGGGGGCCCGGGCCCGGCCAGGCCGGGUGGCUGGAAGGGGGCCGGGCGGGGGGCGCAGGGGGGCGCGGGGGCGAGGGCCCCGGGGGCAGCACGGCCUACGUGGUGUGCGGGGUCAUCAGCUUCGCCCUGGCCGUGGGCGUCGGCGCCAAAGUGGCCUUCAGCAAGGCGUCCCGUGCGCCCAGGGCGCACCGGGAGAUCAACGUGCCCAGGGCUCUGGUGGACAUUCUGAGGCAUCAGGCUGGGCCUGGGACCCGCCCGGACCGGGCACGAAGCAGCUCCUUGACCCCGGGGGUCGGGGGCCCCGACAGCAUGCCCCCGAGGACGCCCAAGACCCUCUACAACACCGUGAAGCCCUCCAAUCUCGAUAAUCUGCACCACAACUACCUGCACCUCAACGUCAACAGCCCCAAGCACCAUGCCGCCACGAUGGACUGGCGUGCCGCUCCGCCGCCCAGCCCCUCCUUGCACUACUCCACGCUGUCCUGCUCUCGGUCCUUCCACAACCUCUCACAUCUGCCCCCGUCCUAUGAGGCCGCUGUGAAAUCUGAACUCAACCGCUACUCCUCCCUCAAGAGACUGGCCGAGAAGGAUCUGGAUGAGGCCUACCUGAAGCGCCGGCACCUGGGGGAGAUGCCCCGCGGGACGCUGCCCCUGCACACUCUUCGGCGACCUGGCACGGGGGGCGGCUACCGCAUGGAUGCCUGGGGCGGCCCCGAGGAGCUGGGCCUGGCGCCCGCGCCCAACCCGCGGCGCGUCAUGUCCCAGGAGCACCUGCUGGGCGACGCGGGCCGCGCGCGCUACGAAUUCACCCUGCCGCGCGCGCGCCUGGUGUCGCAGGAGCACCUGCUCCUCUCGUCGCCCGAGCCCCUGCGCCAGAGCCGGGAGCACCUGCUGUCGCCCCCGCGCAGCCCCGCGCUGCCCCCCGAGCCCGCCGCCCGCGCGGGUCUGGCCGCGUCCCAUUCCAACUUGCUGCUGGGACCCGGGGGGCCCCCCACGCCGCUGCACGGGCUGCCCCCGCCGCCCGGCCUGCACCCGCACCACCACCACGGUCUGCAUGGCUCGCCGCAGCCCGCCUGGCUGUCGGACGCCGGCGGGGGAGGGGGCACGCUGGCGCGCAGGCCGCCCUUCCAGCGCCAGGGCACGCUGGAGCAGCUGCAGUUCAUCCCCGGCCACCACCUGCCGCAGCACCUGCGCACCGCCAGCAAGAACGAGGUGACCGUCUGA
Molecule: messenger RNA, 2046 nt
Organism: Acinonyx jubatus (cheetah)
Lineage: Eukaryota; Metazoa; Chordata; Mammalia; Carnivora; Felidae
Gene: SHISA7
Product: shisa family member 7
Exons: 6
Coding region: 352-2046 (564 amino acids)
Biological process (GO): regulation of short-term neuronal synaptic plasticity; regulation of AMPA receptor activity
Cellular component (GO): AMPA glutamate receptor complex; dendritic spine membrane; postsynaptic membrane
Source: RefSeq, a predicted model, not a curated record